GAGUCCAGACAUAUCCGGGCAAAGAGCCUCUACUACGAAAAGAUUACAUUGGUAUUUCUAACAUCUAUCAGUGUAUGCACUACAUAUCUUGCUUGGUAGGUAAUCAGGAAUCGUGGCUGCGGUUGGGGGUUGGGCGUCCUAGCGCUUCUUCAAGGGUAAUCUCUCGCUGUGCUCCUUCGCUGAUGCAAGCAUUGUGACAUAUGGCGUGCGACCACCCAAAACAUCAAACAUCAACAAUCAGUCACUGUUCCCCAACGGAUAACUUUGGUUCGCUUUUGUCAGCAGAUCCUCUCACCUCACAUGGCGCAAUCCAUUAUCACCAGCUUUCUAAGCCGGGAAGCUGAAGCAUGGCUUCGAACAUCACCUGUUCUUCACAUUCUCGUCUUGACAUGACACCUCCUGAUAUGAGAGAGCAUCGACACAUAUAGUUGUGAUCUGUUGUCUGUAUGAUAAUAUAUUGGUGAAGACGGUCUCGAAUAGAGUCGCGAUAUCACGGCGGAUCUGUACACGGAUAUUCCGGACUUGAACUCACAACUUCCCCCCCUCCCCCCGAAACGAAGUCAUAGAUAUGGCCCAUGACCCACAAGAUGAGCAGCGGCCUCUGCUUGCCGUAUCAUCUCCAGAUGAGAAUGGACAGGCCCCACGGCCAGAGCACGGCCGCUUGGAAGACGAUGUGAUCCCUGAGGAAUCAACACUUGGUCGAACGCUUGACUGGAAAAGUGCUUACGUGAUUGCUAUUAGCCGUGUCAUCGGGAGCGGAAUCUUCGCCGUGCCGGGCGUCGUCUUGAAGUCGGUAGGAAGCGUAGGCUUGUCACUGUCUAUCUGGGUUGUCGGCGCUAUUAUCGUCGCCGCAGGCUUGGCUGUCAGUCUCGAGUACGGCUGCAUGCUGCCGCGCUCGGGGGGCGAGAAAGUCUAUCUCGAAUUUACUUACACGCGACCGCGCUUUCUUGCCUCAACUCUCGUCGCCACCCAGGCCGUUCUACUAGGUUUUACGGCAAGUAACUGCGUCAUAUUCAGCCAGUACGUCUUCUUCGCGUUCGACAAGGAGCCUGCCGACCUAUGGCGCAAGGGGCUUGCUAUCGGCCUACUUACAGCUAUCACCGUAAUACACGGAGUCUGGUACCGGGCAGGCAUACGGAUUCAGAAUUUCCUGGGCUGGAUCAAAGUCGGACUGGUGAUCUUCAUGGUUCUCUCAGCCUUAUACGUCGUGGUUUUCCAGCCGGCACAUAGCAGUAGUAGCCCCGACGAAGCACCUAUGACACCGUUCAGAUAUGAGGGCUGGGAAGGUCUGUGGGAGGACAGUGACUGGAGCUUCGGGACCAUUGCUACCUCGCUCUUCAAGGUUUUUUACUCGUAUGCCGGGCUCACAAACCUUAACAAUGUCUUGAACGAGGUCAAAGACCCAGUCAGGACGUUGAGAUCGGUCUCGCUGUCCGCCCUCGUCACAGCUUGCUUCCUCUACCUGCUGGCCAACGUUGCGUAUUUUGCAGUGGUACCCGUAGAGGAGAUCAAGCAGAGCGGGCAGCUUAUCGCCGCGCUUUUCUUCGAGCGCGUGUUCGGCCAGAAUCUAGGCAGACGGUUCCUUCCCCUUGCCGUAGCCAUCUCUGCAGCUGGUAAUGUCAUGGUAGUUACUUUUGCACUCGCCCGACUCAAUCAGGAGGUAGCGCGAGCAGGCUUCCUUCCAUUCUCGAGGUAUCUCUCGUCUUCAAAACCAUUUGGAGCCCCCUUGGGUGGUCUCAUCGUCCAUUAUAUCCCCUCCGUUCUCGUCAUCGCCCUGCCACCUACGAGCGAGGUGUACUCCUUCAUUUUAGAAGUAGAAGGGUACCCGGGUCAGAUCUAUGGCCUCGCUAUUACCAUUGGUCUCAUCUGGCUGCGGUACAAGCGGCCUGAUCUCAAACGGCCUUUUAAAGCUUGGAUGCCGGCAGUUUACUUUAGAGCUCUGUUUUGCGUCGCGCUGUUAGCAGCACCGUUCUUCCCGCCUUCCAAACCGAAUCCUGGCCAGCUAUGGUAUGCAACAUACGCUGUUGUCGGAGUGGGGAUCAUUUUGUUCGGAAUUAUAUAUUGGCUAACGUGGACGAUUAUCUUACCACGUCUCGGAGGCUAUAGACUAGAGGAGAAAGAAGAUAUUUUGGACGAUGGUACUACCAUCACCGUGCUUACACGAGUACCAAAGGUCAGAUAAGAAUUAUAUAUACUGCAAGGCUGAUCAGCUAAGGAACUAGGGCGUUGCUGAAUGUGAAGUUACAACGCCGAUGAGACGAUUAGAGGCUAUAUGGGUAUGGUCAAAACUCCAUAUCGCCAUGACAUACGCUCAGUUAGUUACGGUCGGUUCCGUACUCGAUCCAUCUUCUACGCCUGCGAUUUGUUCGGAAGAAUGAUAUAAAAGUUUCUAGUAGGAGGAGGAC
This is a messenger RNA of Xylaria bambusicola, 2405 nucleotides long. RefSeq names its product methionine permease. Gene Ontology annotation, molecular function: L-amino acid transmembrane transporter activity. Gene Ontology annotation, cellular component: membrane. The record is from RefSeq and is a predicted model, not a curated record. The transcript is spliced from 6 exons. Gene Ontology annotation, biological process: amino acid transmembrane transport. Lineage: Eukaryota; Fungi; Ascomycota; Sordariomycetes; Xylariales; Xylariaceae. The coding region runs from base 569 to 2182 and encodes 537 amino acids.